Sclerotinia trifoliorum is the source of this 470-nucleotide messenger RNA. The record is from the annotation of a GenBank genome assembly. Lineage: Eukaryota; Fungi; Ascomycota; Leotiomycetes; Helotiales; Sclerotiniaceae.
AUGGCUACAAACUUUUAUACCACACCAUCCGAUCGUCGUACAGGCUGCAUCACCUGCAAUGAAGGAUACAUGGACUUCGCGCCUCCAACCCGAAAAGACCCUCGUAUCCUCCGCCAAGAAUUCCGCCGUCGUCCCUUCAACGCCCCUAGAUGCGCACCCCUCAAGGCACCCCACUCCCUCAACCACGCCCGCAUUGCCUCUCUCCGACCAGCCGUACAGCCCGGCCAAGAACCAUACCCCUCUCCCACAGAUACACAACAAGACGACGAUGAAGAUGACUAUAAUGGUAGAGGAUGGGUAAUUACUAUAUUUUUAUAUAUCCGUUUUAUUAUAUUGUUUGUAAUUUCAGCCUCGUUGCUAGGUAUAGCCAUGUUAUCGUUACUUAUUUUCAUUACUUAUUGGUUGCAUUCUAGCUAGCUGAUUGUCCUUUGGUAGACUUUUUUUCACUUAUCAGUCUUGGAGGAGGUUAA